CCCGCAUCCCUGCUCCGCUGAAACAGCCACUGGAGAAGCAGGGGAAGCAGAGGGGGGAGAGCAGGACAGGAAAGGAAGAGAGGGGUGAAAGCAGAGCUUGGUGGCUCACCGCGCUGCGCCAGCGCCAGCCUAGAGGACUGAGGGGAAGCCCAGCCCCUUGGGAGAGGGAUCGGAGACAAAGGAAGCUUCAUGUUCAAAGGGCAGGUGGAGAGCAAAAACGAAGCCGCCAUGUCUGAACUGGUCCCAGARCCGCGGCAAAAACCGGCUGUGCCAAUGAAGCCAAUGGGCAUUAAUGCCAACUUGCUGGGCUACAUCGGGAUCGACACCAUCAUCGAGCAGAUGCGCAAGAAGACCAUGAAGACAGGUUUCGACUUCAACAUCAUGGUUGUAGGUCAGAGCGGGCUGGGGAAGUCGACGUUGGUGAACACCCUCUUCAAAUCCCAGGUGAGCCGCAAAUCUUCAGGCUGGAACCGUGAGGAGAAGAUCCCCAAGACGGUGGAGAUCAAAGCCAUUGGACAUGUCAUUGAAGAAGGUGGUGUCAAGAUGAAGCUGACUGUGAUUGACACCCCAGGAUUUGGGGACCAGAUCAACAACGAGAACUGCUGGGAACCUAUUGAGAAAUACAUCAACGAGCAGUAUGAGAAGUUUUUGAAAGAGGAGGUGAAUAUUGCAAGGAAGAAACGAAUCCCAGACACACGAGUGCACUGCUGCCUCUACUUCAUCUCCCCCACAGGCCACUCCCUGCGGCCUCUGGACCUGGAGUUCAUGAAACAUCUCAGCAAGGUAGUGAACAUCAUCCCUGUUAUUGCCAAGGCUGACACCAUGACUUUGGAGGAGAAGACUGAAUUCAAACAAAGAGUGCGCAAAGAGCUAGAAGUAAAUGGCAUCGAGUUUUACCCCCAGAAAGAAUUUGAUGAGGACCUGGAGGAUAAAACAGAGAACGACAAAAUCAGGCAGGACAGCAUGCCGUUCGCAGUGGUGGGCAGCGACAAGGAGUACCAGGUGAACGGCAAGAGAGUCCUGGGCAGAAAAACACCUUGGGGGAUCAUUGAAGUGGAAAACCUCACUCACUGCGAAUUUGCCCUACUUCGAGACUUUGUCAUCAGGACCCACCUUCAAGACCUAAAAGAAGUGACCCACAACAUCCACUAUGAGACCUACAGGGCCAAGCGGCUGAACGACAACGGAGGGCUGCCCCCCAUGACGGCCGAGACAGAGGAAAGCCAUGAAAGUAACCUGUGAAUGACCCUCCCUGCUGUCACCCGCUGUCUCUGCUACCCUUGAGCCUACCACGGGCCUGUCUCUGAAGCAUGUGGUGCAUCCUGUGUGUGUGGGAGAGGAUGUGUGUGAGUAUGUGUGUGAGUGGACCUGUGUGCCAGGGAUGGACCAAGGGCACCUCCUCUCUCCCUCCCUGUAUGUCCUCAUUUCUGAUUUGCCUUUUGCACUGCGCUGACUGUCUGUCAUCUUCCUUUUUCUCAUGUUCUGUGGCUCUGAUGUGUGUUUUGCUUAGGGGAAAUAGUGCUGGGGGGGUUACUUGGGGGGCACRAGGGCUCUGGUGGUGGGAGGUGUGGGGUAGGCUGUAGUCCCAUGUUUAUCCCUUAGAAACACAGCAAGGAGAGACUCCAAGGCUAGAUGGUGGAGUCAGUGCAUGCAGCAUCUUCCAGUGAGGGCAGCCAAGCUCUCUGAUGGGCCUUUGUGGGUGGGAAGGCAGUAGCUGGGCUGGAGGAGGGCAGUAGUUUAUCCCCACUUCUUGCUGUGGCUUCCCCCGGGAAAACAGAAACAUGGAAGUGGCUGGAGGGGAAGGUGACACASUCACAUGUUCCGAGGUGCAGGCACUGACUGAUGGGACGCACAGAAUUAGUUCUUGGGCCUCAGCAUCUAUCUGAGAAGUGUCAAAGUACUUGGGCCAAAGUACUCCAGGGAAAUAGCUCUGUUAAAAAAAAAAAAGGGGGGGGAAGGGGUAAAAAGGCAAAACCAGAAGGAGCAGAAUGUGUUUCUGCRGCAGAGGAUGUCAUGUCCUGAGGCUCCCCUACCUCAUGCCUGGCUGCAGCAGUCUCUUUGGCCUCCCUCCACCACCACUGAGCUGGUCCUGGCCGAACCUUUUCCCUGCAGCCCUGUCCCAUUGCUGAGGGGUGCAGGGAACACUGUGUCACACAGGGCUGGCUGGGGACUCCUUGGGGACAGCUCUGCUCAGCACAUGGCCUUUGGGCUCUCAGAGGGGUCUGAGAGAGUCACGGAGAGUGAUGCACUGAACCAGGGUGUCUCCUUUGGUCUCCACCGUGGGAGACCAAGAAAACACACCGUGGGAACACAAGAAAAACCUUCUUUUCACUAAAACAUCCGUUUGCUUCUCCAGCACUCUUAGCCUGUGCUGGCCUGCUGCUCCUCUUGCUGCCCU
Nothoprocta perdicaria is the source of this 2398-nucleotide messenger RNA. It is a transcript of the gene SEPTIN3, whose product is annotated as septin 3. Bases 190 to 1242 code for a protein of 350 amino acids. The record is from RefSeq and is a predicted model, not a curated record. Gene Ontology annotation, biological process: cytoskeleton-dependent cytokinesis. Gene Ontology annotation, molecular function: GTP binding; GTPase activity; molecular adaptor activity. NCBI's taxonomy places the organism in Eukaryota, Metazoa, Chordata, Aves, Tinamiformes, Tinamidae. The transcript has 10 exons. Gene Ontology annotation, cellular component: neuron projection; presynaptic cytoskeleton; septin ring.